Syngnathus typhle (broad-nosed pipefish) is the source of this 2850-nucleotide messenger RNA. RefSeq names its product VPS41 subunit of HOPS complex (gene vps41). Gene Ontology annotation, biological process: vesicle-mediated transport; cellular response to starvation; endosomal vesicle fusion. The coding region runs from base 177 to 2741 and encodes 854 amino acids. The transcript is spliced from 27 exons. Gene Ontology annotation, molecular function: protein binding. Lineage: Eukaryota; Metazoa; Chordata; Actinopteri; Syngnathiformes; Syngnathidae. Gene Ontology annotation, cellular component: late endosome; HOPS complex. The record is from RefSeq and is a predicted model, not a curated record.
CGUUGCUGUCAUGUGAUUCAAGUUAAAGACAGCAAGCGUAGUCUAGCCGACAACAAGCAUCACGCGUGUACUGUCGUGAUUAUUUUUAUUGUCAUGCCGGGAUAAUAACCGUGCUGUUGGGGACCUCUAAGUAGGUUUCAACUACAGUCGAAGCGAAUUUAUUGUCGGAUAAGACGAUGGCGGGAGUGAUGGAAGAGAGCAGACAACCAAGUGAGGAAUUCACAGAUGAAUCCGAGGAGGAGGACAGCGAGGAGGAGCCCAAGCUGAAAUAUGAACGGCUGUCCAACGGCGUGACGGAAAUCCUCCAGAGCGACGCCGCCAGCUGCAUGACCGUCCACGACAAGUUUCUUGCUCUGGGGACACAUUUUGGGAAGGUUUUCCUUUUGGACAUCCAAGGAAAUGUCACCCAGAAGUUUGAAAUUAGUUCGGUAAAGAUCAACCAGAUCAGCCUGGACGAGAGCGGCGAGCACGUGGGCAUCUGCUCCGAGGACGGCAAGGUGCAAGUGUUUGGCCUCUACACAAGAGAAGGCUUCCACGAGAACUUUGAUUGUCCCAUCAAAGUGGUGGCGUUACAUCCGCAAUUCUCCAGAUCCAACUACAAGCAGUUUGUCACCGGCGGCAACAAGCUUCUUUUGUACGAGCGGAACUGGAUGAACCGCUGGAAGAUGUCGCUCCUGCACGAAGGUGAGGGCAGCAUCACCAACGUGCAGUGGAGAAGCAACCUCAUCGCUUGGGCCAACAACGUGGGCGUCAAGAUCUACGACAUCAGCACCAAGCAGCGCAUCACCAACGUUCUACGCGACAACGUUAGCCUGAGGCCCGACAUGUACCCGUGUAGUCUGUGUUGGAAAGAUAACACCACCCUCAUCGUGGGCUGGGGAACCUCCAUCAAGAUUUGUGCCGUAAAGGAGCGACAUCCUACAGAAAUGAGGGACCUGCCCAGUCGUUACGUGGAAAUAGUUUCCGCCUUUGAGACGGAGUUCUUCAUCAGCGGGCUGGCGCCGCUGGCCGAUCAGCUGGUCACCUUAUUCUUUGUGAAGGAGAACGCCGAGCACGUGGACGCCGAGUUCCUGGCGCGGCCUCGUCUUGACAUCAUCCAGCCUCUGCCCGAGUCGUGCGAGGAGAUCUCGUCAGACGCCCUGACCGUGCGCAACUAUCAGGAGAACGAGUGUCGCGACUACCGUCUUGAGCAUUCGGAGGGAGAGUCGCUCUUCUACAUCGUCAGCCCCAAAGAUGUGGUGGUGGCCAAGGAGCGUGACCAGGACGAUCACAUCGACUGGCUGUUGGACAAGAAGAAGUAUGAGGAGGCGCUGAUGGCGGCCGAGAUCAGCUUCAAGAACAUCAAGAGGCACGACGUGCAGAAGAUCGGCAUGGCCUACAUCAACCACCUGCUAGAGAAGGGGGACUACGACGGCGCCGCAAGGAAGUGCCAAAAGAUUCUGGGGAAAAACAUGGAACUGUGGGAAAACGAGGUGUACAGAUUCAAGACCAUCGGGCAACUGAAGGCCAUCAGCCAGUAUUUACCCAGAGGAGACUUGCGUCUUCGCCCGGCCAUCUACGAAAUGAUUUUGCACGAAUUCCUCAAAACAGACUAUGAGGGUUUCGCCACGCUAAUCCGGGAGUGGCCGGGAGAGCUUUACAACAACAUGGCCAUUGUGCAAGCCGUCACCGACCACCUGAGCAAGAACCCCAUGAACCCCACCCUGCUCACCACACUGGCCGAACUCUACACAUAUGACCAGCGCUAUGACCGUGCGCUGGAGAUCUACCUGCGUCUUCGCCACAAAGACGUUUACCAGCUCAUCCACAAGCACAAUCUCUUCUCCUCCAUCGAGGACAAGAUUGUGCUCCUCAUGGACUUCGACAAAGAGAAAGCCGUGGACAUGCUUCUGGACAAUGAAGACAAAAUAUCAAUCGACAGGGUGGUGGAGGAAUUGGCAGACAGGCCUGAGCUUCUUCAUGUGUACCUCCACAAACUGUUCAAGCGGGACCACCACAAAGGCCAGAGGUACCACGAGAAGCAGAUCGGCCUGUACGCUGAAUUCGACCGACCCAAUCUGCUGCCCUUCCUGAGGGACAGCACACACUGUCCACUGGAGAAGGCUCUGGAAGUUUGCCAGCAGAGACACUUUGUGGAGGAGACCGUCUUCCUGCUCAGCCGGAUGGGGAACUGCAGACGGGCACUGCAGAUGAUCAUGAAGGAGCUGGGGGACGUGGACAAGGCCAUCGAGUUCGCCAAGGAGCAGGACGACGCUGAGCUGUGGGAGGAUCUCAUCACCUACUCCAUUGACAAGCCGCCGUUCAUCACAGGACUGCUGAACAACAUCGGCACGCACGUGGACCCCAUUCUGCUGAUCCAUCGCAUCAAGGAAGGCAUGGAGAUCCCCAACCUCAGGGAUUCCCUGGUCAAGAUUCUCCAUGACUACAACUUGCAGAUUAUGCUUCGCGAAGGAUGUAAGAAGAUCCUGGUGGCCGACUCUCUGUCACUGCUUCAGAAGAUGCAUCGCACGCAGAGCAGAGGCAUCGCGGUGGACGAGGAGAGCAUUUGUGAAUCGUGCCAUGUGACAAUUUUACCCUCAGACAUGGCCAAAGCUUUUAGCGUGGUGGUGUUCCAUUGCAGACACAUGUUUCACAAGGAAUGUUUACCAUCCACGGGAACGACUCCCGGAGUGCAGUUUUGCAACAUCUGCAGUGCAAAGAGGCGUGGGCCAGGAAGCGGCAUCCUGGAAAUGAAAAAAUAACUUAUUUAAAAAGAACACAACCGAAAAUGCUAUUCAAAUCUGUGGACACCUUCUACUUGCUGGUAAUGUAAUUGGCCGACCAAGAAAUAAAAUCCUAAUCUCAAAACGA